Messenger RNA from Anthonomus grandis grandis, 3810 nucleotides. Its product is annotated as zinc finger BED domain-containing protein 5-like. The coding region runs from base 788 to 1717 and encodes 309 amino acids. NCBI's taxonomy places the organism in Eukaryota, Metazoa, Arthropoda, Insecta, Coleoptera, Curculionidae. The record is from RefSeq and is a predicted model, not a curated record. The transcript is spliced from 2 exons.
UGCCAGGUCUGGUGAAAUUUCACCAGAUCUGGUGAUUUUUAGGUUUUUCUGGUGACUGGUGAAAAACUUUUCCUAAAAUCUUAAAUCUGGUGAUUUUCCAACUUGUGUAAACAUAAAUCGGUUUCCUUAAUCGUAUUUAACAAAAUCGUAGUUAUAUAUUUAAUUACAAGAAUUAUUUUUAUUUUAGAGCGAAUUUGCCCAUUGGCCAUUCCUAUUAUUGUAUUUAAUACAUCACUAAGGUAAUCUUAAUAUAACCGGGGAUUCCCGGGAUUCGCAAACGCUGUACUAUGCAUUAUGCAAAAACGCUGUUCAUGGCUUAGCUUAGCAGGUCGCGUCUCGUCUCUUGUCUCUCGUACUCUCAUUAUUAUAGCUGCAAUUUUUGCAUCGCUUUGUCUGUCUUGUGUUAAAAUAAUUCAACAUUGCACGUGUUAUACAAGAAGGUGUCAAGAUAAGAAAAUUUUUGAAAUGUCAGGAAAAAAAAUCUCCAUCUGACGAUCCUCAACCGUCGACUAGCCAGUCAUCAGGUCAAACAGAAUAGAAGCAAGAUGAAAUCCGUUGUAAGAAAAAUUCUGACGACUCAGAUUCGGAUUGUGAUGUUGUUCCCCUCGUGCUAGAAAGAAGCAAUAUGCCCACAAAUACAAUCUAUCAUGGGAGGAAAUGAACGAAUUCAAAUCUUGGAUUUGUAGUAGUAAUAAGGGUGACAUAUAUUUUUCUUGUAAGGUUUGUGAUAAACAUUUUAUCGGCGGGAUAGCGGCAGUAAAAAAAACAUGCAAAUUCGAAAAAACAUAUGACAAAUAUGUCUGCUUUAAAAAAACAACAUGUACUUUCAUCCACAUCUUUUCAGCUUUCUGAUAGUAGAGUUGUUAAAGAAAAUGAAAUACGAAUUGCAAGUUUUAUUGCGGAGCAUAAUAUUCCAAUAAUGGUAUCAGAUCAUUUAGUAGAACUUAUUAAGACCAUCUGCAAUUCUAAAAUGAAUAAUACGCAAAUUUCGAAAAUGUCAUGCGGAAGAACGAAAUGUACUGCUAUUAUAAACAAUGUAACGGGCAAAAGCAGUUUUGACAUUUUGGUAGAAAAGCUUAGAUGUAACAAAUUUUCUUUAUUGGUGGAUGAAUCUACUGAUAAAUCCGCUAUUAAAAACUUGGCAAUGGUAGUACGUUUCAACGAAUAUUUUACUAUAAAAGAUGAAUUUCUAUCACUUGUUCCUGUUAAAAAUGCAACUGCCGAGGGUUUGUAUAAUGUUAUAGUAGAUUUUUUCAAUGAACAUGUUAUUCCUUACAAACAGAAUUUAGUCGGUUUCGCGGCAGAUAGCGCAAAUGCAAUGAUGGGCAGAAAUCAUUCUCUUAAAACUCUACUAAUAAAAGAUAUUCCGAAUUUAUUUGUAAUUAAGUGUGUUUGCCAUUCUUUUGCUUUGUGUGCGUCAUAUGCCUGCGAAAAAAUACGAAAUUCCGUAGAGAAACUUGUAAGGAACAUUUUUUCGUUCUUGCAAUAUAGUUAUAAAAGGCAACAAGAAUUUCAAAAAUUUCUUACUAUUAAGCCACAUAAGCUCUUGCAACCCUCUCAAACAAGGUGGUUGUCAUUAAAUGCUGUGGUUGUAAAAGUUAUUGAGCAAUUUGACGCUCUAAAGCUGUAUUUUAGAAUAGAAGCAUUUGAAUCUCAAUCUUUGGGAGCAAGUGAGAUCCAUACAGCCCUUUCUGAUCCCACGGCAAAAUUAUACUAAUUUUUUCUGGGAAUAUAUUUUGCUAACGUUUACUAACUUAAAUUUAGAGUUUCAAGCUGAAACCCCAAAAAUUCAUUUACUAUAUGAGAAAAUAACUACCCAAUAUCAACUUUUACUGAGCUAUUAUAUUAAACCGGAGUAUUUAAAAAACACUGAAGUAUCCAAACUACAGUAUAGAAAUCCGGAAAAUUUCUUGCCUUUAGAAUCUAUUUAUUUAGGACCCAAAAUAGUUAGCGCAUUUCAACAAAAUGAGAUAAGUAAUGAGGAAAAAACAACAUUUUUGAUCAAAUGCCUGGAUUUUUACGUUAAAGCAGCUCAUCAAAUUUACCAGAGAUUCCCGUUUAAUAGUAGAGAAAUGAACAUUCUUAAACAGAUUUAAUUUUUGAAUCCAUUAAAUAUUCCAAACGUGGAUAGUAUAGCGUCUGCUGCUAUUAAUUUUCCAAAUGUGGUAAAUGACAUAAAUAGUUUGGAUAGAGAGUUUCGAUUAUUAAAAAAUAGUUCCAUUGACUUCACAAUAGAUUAUUUUGAUUUAUGGAAAAAAAUAUGUUUAUUAAAAAAAGGCGAUGAUACCUAUGAAUAUCCGGAAUUGUCCAAAUUUGUUAAAAUAUUGCUUACUUUACCUCAUAGCAGCGCGUGCGUCGAAAGGGUAUUUAGUACUAUCAAUCUUAAUAAAACAAAAUUGAGAAACAAAUUAGGAGAAGUAACCAUAAGUGGUAUUUUACAUACUAAAAGACUGAUUGAUAAAAACUGCUAUGAUUAUAACAUACCAAAAAUUGUUACAUCAAAACGUAAUGAUAAUAUGUAUACCUAAAUAAAAUAUAUCUUUAUAUACAUUUGAAUAUCUUGUUGGCCUGUUUUCAAUGUUUUUUUUUAAUAGAAUAUUAUUUUUUGUAAUAUUUUUGAGGGAAAAAGAACCUUGCAUAUUGUACUAAAUAAUAAAUAAAUAGAAACAAAAUACUUAAAGUAGUUUUUUUAUUUAUUUAUUUUCGAGUAAAGCGUUUUUAACUUAUAUAAUAAUAAUAUGUACCACUGAAUCAUCUUUAAAAAAAGCGACAAAUAAUUUAAAACAUCUUAAAAACAAUUAUUACUGAUUGAAUAAAAUCUGGUGAAAAAUAAUGUAAAUCUGGCAACUUUUUUGGCUCCGACCUGGUGAUUUUUUAUUUUUUGACUUGGCAACACUGCGGUUUCCAUACAAUUGGCACGACUAAACUUUGUCAGAGUGACCAACAUCGAAAAGACACAAUCAAGCAAAAUGGCGGCCCCCUAGUAGUGGUCAUUUACUUUGCAUUGAAUUGGCAGUCCAGGUAUAUUUAUUAAGUUCGUGGUUUGAGUCCAACAUGUGCACAGGGGCAAGAGGGGUGUUUUGUUUACAUACAUCUUUGCCGAUUCUCUGUUGUCAAGUCCACACAAAUUUCCAACGGAGGAAAUUUUUAGCUAUAUAUUAACAACCAUUAUAAAGUUAAUUUAACUUAUUUAUAUUGUAUUUUACAGGAAAAUUUAAAAUAAAAUGUGUAAAUAGAAUUAGCCUAUUCUAAGAAUUAAUAUAAUAUCCUUAACCAAAAAAAAAACAAAAUUAUUAACAUUCUUAUUCCUAAAACUGUUUCUAAAAAUUUUGAAGCGACAACACCGGAAGCUUAAUUGCCUGAGCGAUACGCGUAGUGUCAUCUGUCAAACGGCUUUUUGUUUAUAUUUGGGACUUGUGUAUUUUCUUUCAUUUUUGGUUUAAAAAGGAAAAAGGUCACAUUUUAGUGUUUUUUUAAAUUGCUAGGAUGGCAAAAACGUGUGUCGUUUGUGCCACAUCAAGAUAAAAAGACGAUUAAAGCCGAUCUUGUCACAAGUAAGUACCGAUUCUUUCAUAACAUCAUAUCAUGGGGCUACCAUGAUCAUAAACGUAGAAUAGAGGGGAUCUUAUAGAAAUAGACCUAAUAAAACCUUAAAUGUGAAAGUGUGCUAAAUACAAAAAUCUUUAUAUUUUUAAAUCUAAAUAUUUUUUUGAAAAUAUUCAUCUAUUAAUAGGCUAUAAAAAAUUUAAAACUAGAGUUUUGUCCAUGGUUUUAUUAACAGGAUUUUAUGUUUCUUUUUGUUGUUUUGGC